Molecule: messenger RNA, 1620 nt
Organism: Strongyloides ratti
Lineage: Eukaryota; Metazoa; Nematoda; Chromadorea; Rhabditida; Strongyloididae
Product: Atlastin
Exons: 3
Coding region: 1-1620 (539 amino acids)
Biological process (GO): endoplasmic reticulum organization; protein homooligomerization
Molecular function (GO): GTP binding; GTPase activity
Source: RefSeq, a predicted model, not a curated record
AUGUCUUUUGAUUUUGAUUUAACUGCACCAUUUACACCUGAAUUUAGUACACGUGAUCAAAUAGAACAUCGACAUAAAAUUGAACCAAUACAAAUUGUUUGCCCUAAAGAAGGUGGUGGAUUUAAACUUAAUGAAAAUGGACUUAAUAGUAUACUUAAACAUAAUGCUAUACAAAAUAAAAAAAUUGUUAUUGUUGGGAUUGCUGGUGCAUUCAGAAAGGGUAAAAGUUUUUUACUUAAUUUUUUUCUUGAAUAUUUAUACUGCCUUCAAAAAGCUCAACAAAAUGAUGUUAAACUUGAAUGGUUAACAGAUGAGACACAGGUAAAUGGUUUUCAUUGGAAAACAGGAGCUAAAAGAGAUACAGUUGGUAUAUGGAUGUGGGGUGAACCUAUUAUGAUUGAAGCAAUUAAUGGUGAAAAAUAUGCAGUAGUCCUGAUGGAUACACAAGGAACAUUUGAUAAUAUAUCAACAUACAAUCAAUCAACAACAAUAUUUGCAUUAUCAACAUUAUUAAGUUCUAUACAAUGUUAUAAUUUAACUGAAAAUAUUCCUGAAGAUGCUUUACAAAAUUUAAGUUUAUUUGUUGAAUAUGGUAGAUUAGCUUUAAAAGAGUCACAAUAUGUUGGAAAACCUUUUCAAAAUUUAAAUUUUAUUAUAAGAGAUUUUAAAAAUCCAGAAGAAUUUCCAUAUGGUAUAGAAGGGGGUAGAGAGUUUCUUUCACAGGUUCUUGAAAUACAUAGUGAUUUAGAAGAGGAAUUAAAAGAUGUUAGAUUACAAUUACAAGCUUGUUUUGAUGAGAUAAAUUGUUAUCUUAUGCCACAUCCUGGACAUAAAGUAGCAGAAAGAAAUUCAUUUCGUGGACAUGUGAAAGAUAUUAGAUCAAUAUUUAAAGAAGAAGUAAAAAAGAUGGUAGAAAAUUUAUUAAAUCCACAUUCUUUAAAACCAAAAAGUGUAAAUGGUAGAGAGUUAACUUGUAAAAAGAUGAUUGAAUUUACAAAGCAAUUUGUUAAAGUUUUUGAGGGAUCAGAUAUACCACAACCAAAAAAUAUAUUAAAUGCAAAUUGUCAUUUACUUUGUAUAGAAUCAGCUCACGAAGCAAAAUUAGCAUAUUGUAGGGGAAUGAAUCGUGCAACAAUUGAUGCUAGAAUGUUAUCAGAAAAAAGAUUAUUAGAAGCACAUAUUAAAAAUGGUAUAACAGCAUUAAAUAUAUUUGAUAAAUGUCCCAAAAUUGGUAGUUCCCAAGUAAGAUCAGAAUAUUUAGCAAGAUUACAAGAAGAUAUAAAUGCUGAAUUAGAAAGGUAUAAAAAAUUAAAUGAAGAUAAAAGAGUAACAGGUUUAGCAUCAAUAGCAUUAGCAUAUGGUGAUUCAAUAUUUUUUGGUCUUGGUUUAGCUGGAUGUUCAACAAUUGCUAUUGGAGGUACAUAUUUAACAUUAACAGCUGGCAUUGUAGCAGGAGGAAUUGUUGCUAUACCAAUAACAUUUACAACAUUAUUUGGUAUUUGGUCAUAUGUAUUUAUAAAUGAAAAAAUAAAAGACUGUAAAAAUCAAAUAUCUCAGGAAUCGGAAAAUAAAAAGGAAAAAGAAAAUGAAAAAGUUGGAAAAAUAUUUAAAAGAGUAUAA